ACUGUGAGUGCUAUGGCCACUCCAACCGCUGCAGCUUCAUCGACUUCCUGAACGUGGUGACCUGUGUGAGCUGCAAGCACAACACGCGUGGCCAGCACUGCCAGCACUGCCGCCUGGGCUUCUACCGCAACAGCUCGGCCGAGCUGGACGAUGAGAAUGUAUGUAUAGAAUGUAACUGCAACCAGAUCGGCUCCAUGCACGACCGCUGCAACGAGACCGGCUACUGUGAAUGCAAGGAAGGUGCCACGGGGCCCAAGUGUGACGACUGUCUGCCCAACUACUACUGGAGACAGGGCUGCUUCCCCAACGUGUGCGACGAUGAGCUCCUGCUCUGCCAGAACGGCGGCACCUGCUACCAGAACCAGCGCUGCAUCUGCCCCGUGGGCUUCAAGGGGGUCCUGUGCCAGCAGUCCAGGUGUGAAGUGGACAAAAAGGACUGUGACGGUGCCCCCAGGGCAGGUGGCAGCCUUGGCACCAUCAUCCUGGGGGUGCUCGUCCUGCAGCUGCGUGGCUGGGUGGACCUCUGAAGGCAGAGCAGGGAGCCCAGCCCAGGCACGUCACCCGAGGGACCUGGGGAGACCAAGGUAAUGGGUGGCUCUCCCCACCAUCUCCUCUGCCUUCCUUCACGCUAGGACUUGCACAACGUCUUUCGGUCCACUUUCCAAGCAGAGAGGUAUGCAGAACAUCCAGGGCUGAGUCCUGCCCAGGAGCCCAUCCCGGGG
Molecule: messenger RNA, 722 nt
Organism: Acanthisitta chloris (rifleman)
Lineage: Eukaryota; Metazoa; Chordata; Aves; Passeriformes; Acanthisittidae
Product: netrin-G2-like
Exons: 3
Source: RefSeq, a predicted model, not a curated record